AUGGAGUCCCCAACGCGUCCCAUCUUGAGCCCCUCAAAGGUCCUCCAUCCGGUGUCUCCGGAACGAAUGAAUCAACAAAACACAAUCCCUGCCUCACCAUCCCUCCCCUCCGAUCUCCUAAACCUCCAUCAUAAAAACACAAAAGGUGUUUCGGAGGUCCAGGCCAAGGUGGCCUUUCUGAACAGUCUUUCACGAGGGGGCAGUCCUGUUGCCCCCUCUCAGUCAGCAGCAAACACCGCUGCCCUCCAACGAGCCAUCCUCGGUCGCGAGGAGGCAGAGUCUGCAUUAGUCUCCGUUCAAGAUGAUCUUGCCGAAGCGCAAACACGGGAGCGCCGAAUUAGCGAACGACUGGAAUCGUUGUUAGAAGAGUUACACAAUGCCAAAGAGCGCCAGGCUCACGAACGCUCGAUCUUCGAAAAGGAGAUUCGAAAAGCCCGAAAAGAGGCAUUUCGAGCAGGCUCAACAUUGGUCAAGCUUCAAGAAGAAUUGAAGCAUUCUAAAUCCGAAGCCAAGGCAUUGAAAGAUGAAGUUGCGACAGAGCGCGAGUCAAAGGAUAAGGCAAAGCAAGAAGCAUUCGAACGCGCAUAUGCACUUGCUGGCUUGACGGAAGAAGUGGAGGUAUUGAAAGGCAAACUGCGAUCAAUGGAAGCCAGUAAUCAUUCCACUUCUUUGGAAGUUAGAGCCCAUGAGAUUCGCAAGGAAGAUUUUGGCAGGCUAUCCAUCGCUGAAGGUGAUCUUGCUUUCUUAACGACACCACGGAGACCGAAACGUGCUGCGGUUGGCUCCGUCAAAUCGCCAGCUCCUGAAAUUGAAUCUGAGGAGAGUGCAGAAGCUACCCCACCUAAGAGACCACGACUUUCAGAAUGCACAACCACUGCGGAGGAGACGGACAUUUCCACUACUACCAUUUCGCCACCAGAUUCGAAUAAUGAGAUGAUAGAGGAGUUAAAGGAAGAAUUGGCUUAUGAACAGCGUCGUCGUGUUGAGGCAGAGGAAAUGGUUCAUUUUCUGAACAUUGAAUGUCAAUUCGAACGUUGCUCUUGCCGGCUCGCCGAAAGCGAAGGCCGCCGGUAUAUCUAUGAUGCCGAUUAUUUUGAGAAGUUCCAAAGGCCCCAGUUGGAGGCAGAGGCAGAGGCGAAACGCGAAGCCGCUCAAAAAGCUCGCGCUCAUCACCAACUUGAGAAUUCUCAUCUCCAAUCCAGCCAUACGCCAGAGGUUGAUCCUCCUACAUCCCUUAAUUAUCAUCAUCAGACCGAACCCGUCAUUAAGCCUGAACCAACCGACCCACCAGAGCAGACGCCAAUGCCAGAAGAACCGUUGGUCACAUUCUCUCCAGAGACUGGAACAUUCAAAACGUUUCCCUCGCCUCUUCGCGAUAAUGCCAGAGCACGCCGAACCGAUUCCCUUGCAUCGCCUGAAUUGCCUUAUCCCAACACCAGCACAGAUCAAGAUUGGAAAAACUCGACAGCUUCUUCGAAUUUUCACGUGAAGUCAUUCACUCCAUGCGAAGAACGAAGCUCAUCUAGGCUAGCUCGUGCUACUGGUCUCACCGAGCAGGCUAUCGAUAAAACAUAUAACCCACCAGAGGCUGCUGAUGAGGCAAGGCCCGCAAAAUCUGUUGUGAAAGACCACCACCACCAGCCCACCUACCCAGCUACAAAAAGAGUUCCUCUCCGCGAGGCAGCAGAACCUCAGAGCUCCUCUUCGGGCUUUGUUUCCGAUGCGCCUAUUAACCGUGAGGAAGCCCUUGCCCAGAUCAGAGCUCGUCGCAGUCGUGCACGGAGCAAGCAGCGUUCGGUCAGCGAAAAUGAGGCGAGUCGCCAUUCUGCGGGCUCUACUAGUACGACCCCAGGCCGUGGUCCUCGACGGGUUCCUAACCUUCAGACUGGUGCGAAAAGCGAAAGUGAUCUAUCGGAGCGCAGAGACUUGAGCGCCCCAGUUCGUAUGUUCCGACGGUGA
Messenger RNA from Penicillium macrosclerotiorum, 1959 nucleotides. RefSeq lists its product as uncharacterized. Bases 1 to 1959 code for a protein of 652 amino acids. The transcript has a single exon. The record is from RefSeq and is a predicted model, not a curated record. Lineage: Eukaryota; Fungi; Ascomycota; Eurotiomycetes; Eurotiales; Aspergillaceae.